Molecule: messenger RNA, 2880 nt
Organism: Scomber japonicus (chub mackerel)
Lineage: Eukaryota; Metazoa; Chordata; Actinopteri; Scombriformes; Scombridae
Product: platelet endothelial cell adhesion molecule-like
Exons: 14
Coding region: 1-2880 (959 amino acids)
Biological process (GO): cell surface receptor signaling pathway
Molecular function (GO): transmembrane signaling receptor activity
Source: RefSeq, a predicted model, not a curated record
AUGACAUCUGGAGCCUCGGCCAAACCAACAGCAGUUUCCAACAAGGCUGUUGUGACUCUGCAACCCAACUGGUCUCUGAUAUACAGUGGUGAGACAAUCACUGUCAGAUGUGAGAUAGAGGGAGGUGGAAACACUGGAUGGGAAUAUGAAUGGAAAGUAAACAACUUGGACAUAUCUCACAAAGAUAAUGAAUACAAGAUUAUCAGUGUUUCCCACAGUGGAGACUACAGGUGUAAGGGCAGAAAGGACGCAUAUUCCUCAACAGAGUGGAGUGAUGCCAUCAGAUUGACAGUAUCAUCAAAUAAAUCCAAACCCACAUUGACAGCAGACAAAACCAUCACACCAGUAGGAGGCAGUGUGAGACUGACCUGCUCUGUGGACGGUUCUGCUGACUGGAAAUACGACUGGUUCAGACAAACCUCUGAGUCUUCUGCACCUCAACUCAUAAGAAAUGUUAACCCAAACAGAGCCAUAAGUGUUUAUGAAGGAGGCAUCUACUACUGCAGAGGAGGAAGAGGAGACUCAGUCUUCUACACAGAGGACAGCAACAAAGUUACUAUUCAGGAAACUGUUUCCAACAAGGCUGUUGUGACUCUGCAACCCAACGGUCCUCUGAUAUACAGUGGUGAGACAAUCACUGUCAGAUGUGAGAUAGAGGGAGGUGGAAACACUCGAUGGGAAUAUGAAUGGAAAGUAAACAACUUGGACAUAUCUCACAAAGAUAAUGAAUACAAAAUCAUCACCACUUCUGUUUCCCACAGUGGAGACGACAGGUGUAAGGGCAGAAAGGACGCAUAUUCCUCAACAGAGUGGAGUGAUGCCAUCAGAUUGACAGUAUCAUCAAAUAAACCCAAACCCACACUGACAGCAGACAAAACCAUCAUACCAGUAGGAGGCAGUGUGACACUGACCUGCUCUGUGGACGAUUCUGCUGACUGGAAAUACGACUGGUUCAGACAAACCUCUGAGUCUUCUGCACCUCAACUCAUAAGAAAUGUUAACCCAAACAGAGUCAUAAGUGUUUAUGAAGGAGGCAUCUACUACUGCAGAGGAGGAAGAGGAGACUCAGUCUUCUACACAGAGGACAGCAACAAAGUUACUAUUCAGGAAACUGUUUCCAACAAGGCUGUUGUGACUCUGCAACCCAACGGUCCUCUGAUAUACAGUGGUGAGACAAUCACUGUCAGAUGUGAGAUAGAGAGAGGUGGAAACACUGGAUGGGAAUAUGAAUGGAGAGAAAACAACUUGGACAUAUCUCACAAAGAUAAUGAAUACAAAAUCAUCAGUGUUUCCCACAGUGGAGACUACAGGUGUAAGGGCAGAAAGGACUCAUAUUCCUCAACAGAGUGGAGUGAUGUCUUCAGAUUGACAGUAUCAUCAAAUAAACCAAAGACCAAACUGAGAGCUGACAACAGAGAUAUUCCAGUAGGGGGCAGUGUGACCCUGACCUGCUCUGUGGACUCAUCAUCAUCUGGUUGGAAAUACUACUGGUACAGAGGAAAGAAAACCUCUGAACCCCUGACCACACAAGAUGUUGUUUUACAAUCAAAUGGACAAAUCAGGGUCUCACAGGGAGGAUCCUACUGGUGCAGAGGAGGGAGAGGAGACCCAGUUUACCUCACAGAGGACAGUGAUGAUAUCAGGAUCAACAAUAUUGUCCUAAAAGCUGUCAUGACUCUGCAACCCAACUGGACUGAGAUAUACAGCGGAGAGACGAUCAUGCUGAGAUGUGAGAUCCACAAAGGAGACACAGAGUGGGAGUAUGAAUGGAAGAGUCCCCCUGGCACAUAUCCAAAGAAAAAUGAAUACAUGAUUAGCUAUGCUUCUUCACACCACAGUGGAAACUACAAGUAUAAACCAGCAGCUGUCCUCACUGUGUCUCCAUUAUGGCUGAGUCUUGGAGACUCAGUAACUCUGAGCUGUGAGGUUGAACAUCCAUCUGCAGGAUGGAGGUUUUACUGGUAUAAGGCUGUUCCCAAACUAUCAGACAACUCCUACAUCUAUGAGCUGCUACCUGGUAGCAUCAAUGGGACUGAACAGGAUUCCUACAUCAUUCAUGGACCGACACACACAGCAAGAUAUAAGUGUAGAGCUGGAAGAGGAGACCCAGUGUAUUACACUCAAUACAGCAAACCUGGGUUUGUUUGGUCUGGAAAUGUUCAUUCAGCAGUGACUCUCAAAGUGAGUCCUGACAGAGUGCAGCACUUCAUCAAUGACUCUGUUUCACUGAGCUGUGAAGGAAACUUUACUAAGUGGAGAGUGAGGAGGUUUCCUGAGGAUCGCUACUGGUCAUACUGUUAUUACUGGAGGUCCAUGACUGGAUCCACAUGUAACAUCUACAGUUCACAGCAGAGUGAUGCAGUGUACUGGUGUGAGUCUGCAUCAGGAGAGUUCAGCAAUGCCGUCAACAUCACUAUACAGAAUAUUAUCCUGGUGAGCCCUGUGCAUCCUGUGACUGAGGGACAGUCUGUUACUCUUGGCUGCAAACUGAGGACAGGAGAAUUACUUUCCAACGUGUUUUUCUAUCAAAAUGACAAACUUAUCCAAAAUGAUACCAGAAGAGAGCUGAAUAUCUCUGCAGUGUCAAAGUCAGACGAAGGUUUCUACAAGUGUAAAUACUCAGGAGAAGAAUCAGCUCAGGGUUGGAUGUCAGUUCAGGUGGCCAGUGAAAACUCUUCAUCUCUUAUUCCAUUAAUUGUUGGGCCGGUUUGUGGAGUUGUAUUUAUUAUUCUCCUGGUCCUGUUGUAUCGCUACAGACCAUCCAAAGAUGAUGUUUGUCUCUAUGACUCAAUCAAAGGCUCUGAAGACCCUGAAAAUGAUUAUUAUGCCGACCCUGGAGCACAAAGUCAGAAUCUGAAACGGACCAAUCGGCAACAGUGA